AUGUCGUCUUGCAACGUUUCAGGCUACGGGGGCUUUGGCAAUCAAGGGGCUGGGCUCCCAGGAGGUAAAGGUGGCCCUGGGUCCAGGCCUGGAUACCCUGUCGGAACUGGAGUUGGCGUUGGGGCCAUCUCACCUGCACAGGCUAAAUCUGCCAAAUAUGGUGCUGGGGGUCUCGGAGCUGUCGCCGGUGGUUAUGGUGGUGCUGGGGGCGCAGGUGGACUAUAUCCAGGGCAAAUACCAGGAGCAGCGGGCUAUGGAGCAGGAGCCAAGGCUGCCAAAUAUGGUGGCGUGCAGGGUGGCGUGCAGGGUGGCGUGCAAGGUGGCGUGCAGGUUGGCGUGCCGGGUGGCGUGCCGGGUGGCGUGCCGGGGUUUGCUGGUUAUUCACAAGCAGCCAAAGCAGCUAAAUACGGAGGACAGGUACCGGGUGGUGUACCAAGGUUUGGUGGUUAUUCGCCACCGUCCACGGGAGCUAAUUAUGGCGGCGUGCCAGGGGGCGUGCCAGGCGGCGUGCCAGGCGGAUUUGGUGGUUAUUCACCAGCAGCCAAAGCAGCUAAAUAUGGUGGCGUACCCGGUGGCGUACCCGGUGGCGUACCCGGUGGCGUACCCGGUGGCGUACCCGGUGGCGUGCCCGGUGGCGUGCCCGGUGGCGUGCCCGGUGGCGGUCCAUGGUUUGGUGGUUAUUCUCCAGCAGCCAAAGCAGCUAAAUAUGGUGGUGUGCCCGGUGGUGUACCCGGUGGUGUACCCGGUGGCGUACCCGGUGGCGUGCCCGGUGGCGUGCCCGGUGGCGUGCCCGGUGGCGUGCCCGGUGGCGUUCCAUGGUUUGGUGGUUAUUCUCCAGCAGCCAAAGCAGCUAAAUAUGGUGGUGUGCCCGGUGGUGUACCCGGUGGUGUGCCCGGUGGUGUACCAGGAGGGGCACCAUAUGCAGUGCCGGGAGGUUAUCCAAGACCAGGAACUGGUGCAUAUCCAAGACCAGGAACUGGUGCAUACUCACCAGCCGCCAAAGCAGCAAAAUAUGGAGGAGCAGGGUUAGGAGGAGCUGGCGUAGGACCAGGAGGUGGACAAUACCCUGCGGCUGCUAAAGCUGCCAAAUAUGGAGGAGCAGGAACAGGGUUCGGAGGAGGAGCUGGUUUACGACCAGGAGCUGGUUUAGGACCAGGAGGAGUCGCAGGUGGACAAUAUCCUGGUGCUGCUGCAAAAGCUGCCAAAUAUGGAGGAGCAGGAGCAGGGUUCGGAGGAGGAGCUGGUUUAGGACCAGGAGCUGGUUUAGGACCAGGAGGAGUCGCAGGUGGACAAUAUCCUGGUGCUGCUGCAAAAGCUGCCAAAUAUGGAGCUGGGUUAGGAGGAGGAGCUGGUUUUGGACCAGGACCUGGUUUAGGACCAGGAGGAGUCGGAGGUGGACAAUAUCCUGGUGCUGCUGCAAAAGCUGCCAAAUAUGGAGGAGCAGGGUUAGGAGGAGGAGCUGGUUUAGGACCAGGAGCUGGUUUAGGACCAGGAGGAGUCGCAGGUGGACAAUAUCCUGGCGCUGCGGCAAAAGCUGCCAAAUAUGGAGGAGCAGGAACAGGGUUAGGAACAGGAUUGGGAGGAGGAGGAGGAGCUGGUUUGGUACCAGGAGGAGGAGUCGCAGGUGGACAAUAUCCUGGCGCUGCGGCAAAAGCUGCCAAAUAUGGAGGAGCAGGAACAGGGUUAGGAACAGGAUUGGGAGGAGGAGGAGCUGGUUUGGUACCAGGAGGAGGAGUCGCAGGUGGACAAUAUCCUGGCGCUGCGGCAAAAGCUGCCAAAUAUGGAGUUGGAGGACUGGGAGGAGCAGGACCAGGAGCUGGUUUGGUACCAGGAGGAGUCGGAGGUGGACAAUACCCUGGUGCUGCUGCAAAAGCUGCUAAAUAUGGGGUUGAUGGACCAGGGGCAGGGUUUGGACCCGGAGGACAAGGAGGAACUGGACCGGGAGUAGGAGGAGCUGGUUUGGUACCAGGAGGAGUCGGAGCUGGACAAUACCCUGGUGCUGCUGCAAAAGCUGCUAAAUAUGGGGUUGCUGGACCAGGGGCAGGGUUUGGACCCGGAGGACAAGGAGGAACUGGACCGGGAGUAGGAGGAGCUGGUUUGGUACCAGGAGGAGUCGGAGCUGGACAAUACCCUGGUGCUGCUGCAAAAGCUGCUAAAUAUGGGGUUGCUGGACCAGGGGCAGGGUUUGGACCCGGAGGACAAGGAGGAACUGGACCGGGAGUAGGAGGAGCUGGUUUGGUACCAGGAGGAGUCGGAGCUGGACAAUACCCUGGUGCUGCUGCAAAAGCUGCUAAAUAUGGAAGCCUCGGGGGAGCAGGAGUAGGCGGAGGAGCCGGUUUAGUACCAGGAGGUGGACAAUAUCCUGGUGCUGCUGCCAAAGCUGCCAAAUAUGGGGGAGCAGGGUUAGGAGGCGGAGGACUGGGAGGAGCAGGACCAGGAGCUGGUUUGGUACCAGGAGGAGUCGGAGGUGGACAAUACCCUGGUGCUGCUGCAAAAGCUGCUAAAUAUGGGGCUGCUGAAGCAGGAUUUGGACCAGGAGUAGGAGGAGCUGGUUUGGUACCAGGAGGAAUCGGAGCUGGUUUGGUACCAGGAGGAGUCGGAGCUGGACAAUACCCUGGUGCUGCUGCAAAAGCUGCCAAAUAUGGGGCUGCUGGAGCAGGAACUGGACCAGGAGUAGGAGGAGCUGGUUUGGUACCAGGAGGAGUCGGAGGCGGACAAUACCCUGGUGCUGCUGCAAAAGCUGCUAAAUAUGGAGCUGCAGGGGGUGUCGGCCCUGGGGGUGUCGGCCCCGGGGGAGUCGGCCCCGGAGGUGUCGGCCCCGGCGGUGUCGGCCCCGGCGGAGUCGCUGGUGGUCAGUACCCAUCUGCUGCAAAAGCUGCCAAAUAUCUGCCGGGGGCAACGCCGCAUCCGGCUGCGAGCAACCUCCCGGAUGGUUCUGCCGGUGUGCUGCCAGGUGGUACUGGUGUUCCUGUCGCUGGAAAGCCACCAAAGGGCUUUGAUCCUUCUGGAACCAGUGGUCCAGGGCCCACAGAUAUUGCCACAAAUGUCAAUGCACCAGAGCUCCCACAGCCCACUGGUACUAAAGGUCAAGGCCCGCCUGUUGCACCUGGCCCACAGCAACCUGCUGGUGGCGGAGCAGGUGUAGGUGCAGGUGCAGGUGCUUACCCAUAUGGAGUUCCUUACGGAGCCGGAACCGGAACCGGAACCGGAGCAGCCGUGCUCCCUGGCGCCAAGCCUUUGAAACCUCCCGCAGUGGGAAUCCCCCUGUCAGGAGCAGGAUAUCAAGCGGGAUACGGUCCAUAUCAAGGAGGGUAUGGACAGGGUGGUUUGCCGUAUCCCUCCGCAGUCGGACUGGGUGGUGCUGGGGGAGGAGCUAAAGCACCAAAACCAGGCUAUGGAAAUCUUGGAGGUGGUGGUGGUGGAUAUCAGCCUCAGCCAGGUGGAUAUGUGCCCGCCCCCCUGACUCCUCAACAAGCCAAAGCAGCAAAGUACAAUGCCAACCCAUUGCAAGGCUUCCUCGGCGGCGCAGGGGGCGGAGCCUACAGAGGAGCCUGCCAGGGGAAAUACUGCGGCAGGAGGAAGUAGAUGAUGUGACCAGAAGGAACCAUGGUGCUACUGCAUGAACUAGAAUGUACAUUUUAUACACAAACAUUCAAUGUUUUUUUGUUUUUUUUUACUUACUUGACUCCUGCUCUCAUGCAAACCCACCGACCAAGAAUUAGUACCCCCCCCCCCCCCCCUCCACAUGUAUCACCAAUAGUGCCUUGUUUGUUGUUACUUAUGCAAAGUGUGUGUUCUUGUGUGAAACGCAGCACUGAACCUUUCUGCCUUCAACCUUUGAGCAAGGCAAACUGAAAUGUUGCAGCACACGACCUCUCCGACCCGUGAGAAGGCUGUUUUUUUUUUUUGUGGCCGAUCUCAGCAUGUUCUCCAUCCCUCCUUCUUCCUCGCUGCUAUUUUUAGCCCCGUUGGGUAUAAAGCAGUUGGGAACGGGACUCAGGCCAGCCCAUCUGCUCUCAUUAACUUUUUGCUGAAGCAUUUCUCUGCUCGUCCGUGCCUUUCAUUGACAAUCAGUUGUGUUGCAAUUUAGAUUUUCACCCCCUGGAAUGUUUGAUUACGGCGGCGAAUGCUUAGUCAUGUGUCACUUUUCCCACUUUAGGAGUUUUAUGAACAGGUUCUUUUUACACGUCAUAUCAUUUUAUUCAAAAAAAAAAAAAAGAGUGUAUUCCUUUGUUUAACAAGGACACCCAAACCCCAUUUUUUUAAUUUACUUGAGCUGCUUUAUGGAUUUAAAGGAGGAAAAAGGCUUAACUGACCAAAGGUUCAUAGGUGCUUUCUAUAAUUGUGUACUGUAUUUUGUACUAAUAUGAAGGUUGCUGGCAUAUCGUUGAUGUGUCAUGAGAAACACUUCAUCGUUAUUUAAAACUAUUUCUAUAAGGAGGAACAGUGUGGUUUUGCACUUUUUUUUUAAAAAUUUGUUUCCACGACACACAUGACUUGAUAUAAUCCGCCAUUGUACUUGCUUCAUUAAAUACUAAAUAAAAUGUGUUUAAACAUG
Nerophis lumbriciformis (worm pipefish) is the source of this 4558-nucleotide messenger RNA. RefSeq names its product elastin a (gene elna). Lineage: Eukaryota; Metazoa; Chordata; Actinopteri; Syngnathiformes; Syngnathidae. The record is from RefSeq and is a predicted model, not a curated record.